This is a messenger RNA of Ramularia collo-cygni, 2097 nucleotides long. Its product is annotated as glucosamine--fructose-6-phosphate aminotransferase. Lineage: Eukaryota; Fungi; Ascomycota; Dothideomycetes; Mycosphaerellales; Mycosphaerellaceae. Gene Ontology annotation, biological process: fructose 6-phosphate metabolic process; UDP-N-acetylglucosamine metabolic process; protein N-linked glycosylation. The record is from RefSeq and is a predicted model, not a curated record. The transcript is spliced from 3 exons. The coding region runs from base 1 to 2097 and encodes 698 amino acids. Gene Ontology annotation, molecular function: carbohydrate derivative binding; L-glutamine:D-fructose-6-phosphate transaminase (isomerizing) activity.
AUGUGUGGCAUUUUCGGCUACAUCAACUACCUGGUAGAGAAGGACCGCAAAUUCAUCAUCGAUACGCUCGUCAAUGGCCUUUCUCGUCUCGAAUACAGAGGAUACGAUUCCGCGGGCAUUGCCGUCGAUGGCGAUAAGCGCAACGAGGUCUUUGCGUUCAAGGAGGUUGGCAAGGUCGUCAAGCUGAAGGAGCUGAUCGCGGAGGAGGCACCCGACAUGACCAAGGUGUUCGACAACCACGCCGGCAUCGCACACACCCGAUGGGCCACCCACGGUCCCCCAAGCAGAGUCAACUGCCACCCACACCGAUCAGACCCCAACUGGGAGUUUGCCAUUGUUCACAACGGCAUCAUCACAAACUAUAAAGAGCUGAAGACACUCCUCGAAAGCAAGGGCUUCCGCUUCGAGACCGAGACGGACACAGAGGCCAUUGCCAAGCUGGCCAAGUACAUCUACGAUGAGCACCCCACCAUUGACUUCACCACGCUGGCCAAGGCCGUCAUCAAGGAGUUGCAGGGUGCCUUUGGUCUGCUGAUGAAGAGUGUGCGCUUCCCUGGCGAGGUCGUGGCUGCGCGUAAGGGUUCUCCCUUGGUGGUCGGCGUUCGGACCGCCCGGAAGAUGAAGGUUGACUUUGUUGAUGUUGAGUUUGGUGACGGCGAGAACGUCCUGUCCGCAGAGGCGGCCAGCCAAAAUGUUGCCCUCAAGAAGAACGCUGGUGGUCUGGGAAGCAACCUCCUGGCUCCUCCAGACAAGUCGCUCUUGCACCGCUCGCAGUCUCGCGCCUUCCUCUCCGAUGACGGUGUUCCACAGCCYACCGAAUUCUUCCYCUCUUCCGACCCUUCCGCCAUUAUCGAGCACACCAAGAAGGUGCUGUACCUCGAAGACGACGACAUCGCCCACAUCCACGAGGGUCAGCUCAACAUCCACCGUCUGUCCAAGACCGACGGCACUAGCAACGUCCGCACUAUUCAGACAAUUGAGAUUGAGCUGCAGGAGAUCAUGAAGGGCCGCUUCGACCACUUCAUGCAAAAGGAGAUUUUUGAGCAGCCCGAGUCGGUCGUCAACGCGAUGCGUGGCCGUCUCAACGUGCAGGACAAGACUGUGACUCUCGGUGGGCUGAAGCAGUACAUCAGCACCAUCCGGAGGUGCAGACGUCUGAUUUUCAUCGCCUGCGGAACUUCAUUCCACUCUUGCAUGGCUGUCCGUGGCGCCUUUGAAGAAUUGACCGACAUUCCCAUUUCCGUGGAGCUGGCCUCCGACUUUUUGGAUCGACAGGCUCCGGUGUUCCGUGAUGACACUUGCGUGUUCGUCUCGCAGUCCGGUGAGACCGCCGAUUCGCUCAUGGCUCUCCGCUACUGUCUCGAGCGUGGUGCCCUUACUGUUGGUAUUGUCAACGUGGUCGGCUCCAGCAUCUCGCUCAUGACCCACUGCGGUGUUCACAUCAACGCUGGUCCCGAAAUCGGUGUGGCUUCCACCAAGGCAUACACCUCCCAGUUUGUCUGCAUGAUCAUGUUCGCUCUCUCUCUUUCGGAGGAUCGCGCCAGUAAGACACAGCGCAGAUUGGACAUCAUGGAGGGUCUCGGCAAGGUCUCGGAGCAGGUCAAGGAGAUCCUCAAGAUGGACCAGAGCAUCAAGGAGCUCUGCCUCAAGUUCAAGGACCAGAAGUCGUUGCUCCUGCUCGGACGUGGUGCUCAGCACGCGACUGCAUUGGAGGGCGCCCUCAAGAUCAAGGAGAUUUCCUACCUUCACUGUGAAGCCGUCAUGUCCGGCGAGCUGAAGCACGGUGUCCUCGCGCUUGUCGACGAGAACCUGCCCAUUGUCAUGAUUCUGACCCGCGACGGUAUCUUCGCCAAGUCACUCAAUGCCUACCAACAAGUCAUUGCCCGCAAGGGUCGUCCAAUUGUCAUCUGCAACACCGGCGACGAGGAGUUCCCCGGCGACAAGACUGACAAGAUCGAGGUUCCUCACACCGUUGACGUUCUCCAGGGUCUGCUCAACGUCAUCCCUCUGCAGCUCAUGGCCUACUGGCUGGCCGUAGCCGAGGGCCUGAACGUGGACUUCCCACGUAACUUGGCCAAGUCGGUCACUGUGGAGUAA